CCGAACGCUGUUCAACUCGAUGUGGGGCUCGAUGUGGAACAACCACGCCCACCUCGGCAUCCUCGGCUUGAUUGCCACUCGUUAUCUCACGUGGCAUCCGGCUAUAACCGCCAUUGCCCUUGGCACUUUGCAGGCUCCAACAUUACAUUUCGCCUCUCUAUCUCCUCCAACACCCCCCCUCCCUGUGCUUUGUCAACCGGCGACCUGCGCCAUGCAUCUCUUCACUGUUCCUCUUUAUCGCCCCGAACUCCGCCUUGGUCACAAUUUUCGGCUUCGGACAGCAACCCGAGAUUGUGAGCGCUCGCUGGGCGUGCCGUAGCCGAGAGCGAGAGGGAGCGAGGGGACCGGCGAGCGACACCGGCGGCCCCGUGGGACUUCAUAUCGGCGCGGGUCAUUUGUUCGCGCCGGUGAUAUAAGACGGCGCGAUGGGCUGGACGAUGGGCUUCCUCCAGCAGCCGACAGCGAACCGAAAGAUGAAGAACGAGAACCCCUCAACAACCAAGAUCGACGCCAUCGACGCCCUCGACACGGUCAAGUCGACCGACGACAUCGAGGACGGCAAGCGCGCACCCGAGACUGACGGCGUGUUCGGCGACCUCGACGAACACGCAAAGGAGUACCGCUCCGUCACGGCCAUCGGCGCGUUCGUGCUCAUGACCAAGGCAAACUUGGGCAUGGGCGUGCUGGGUCUCCCGGCCGUGUUCCACACGGUCGGCCUGAUCCCGGGGUACAUCCUCCUCAUCUCCAUCUGCGCGCUGAUGACCUACACCGUCAUGGUCAUCGGGCCGUUCAAGCGUAACCACCCCCAGUGCUACUCUGUCGCCGACGCCCUCUUCCUCAUCUGGGGCAAGGUCGGACGCGAGAUCAUGAGCGUGCAGUUCGUGCUUGGCAAGACGUUCGUGGUCGCCGGCGCACUCGUCUCUGUUUCCACUGCGCUCAACGCCGUGUCCGUCCAUGGCGCCUGCACGGCCGUCUUCAUCGCCGUCGCUGCCGUCGUUGGCUUCCUCCUCUCCUCCAUCCGCACACUACACAAGCUCACGUGGCUCGCGUGGGUUGGCCUCGUCUCCAUCGUGGCCGCGCUCCUCAUCGUCACCAUUGCCGUCGGUAUCCAGGACCGCCCGGCCGCCGCGCCUCAGACUGGGCCUUGGGACAAGAACUUCAAGAUCAUCGGCCACCCCACCUUCACGCAGACUAUGACGUCCGUGACAACUGUUAUUUUCGCCUACGCCGCGACCCCCGUCUACUUCUCCAUCCUGUGCGAGAUGAAGGAGCCGCGCAAGUACCAGCGCACAAUGGUCAUCUCCAUGUGGCUCUGCUGCGCCUGCUACCUCGCGAUUGGAACAGUCAUGUACUACUACUGCGGACAGUACAUCUCGUCUCCCAGUCUCGGAUCGGCUGGUCCCCUCGUCAAGCGCAUCUCGUACGGCGUCGUUCUGCCUGCACUGCUGGUCACGCUGUGUCUCUACGCGCACAUCACCGCCAAGUUCCUUUUCGUCCGCAUCCUCGUCGGCACGCACGACCUCUCGCACCCCACCAAGAAGCACUGGGCCGUGUGGCUCGGCGUCAACUUUGCCAUCAUGGCCGCGAGCUACAUCCUCGCGUCGGCCAUCCCCAUCUUCUCCCUCAUUGUCAGCUUCAUCGGCGCCAUCUGCAGCACGCCAGGCACACUUCUUCCGUUCCCCCUCAUGUGGUGGUACGACUCGUGGCGCGGCAAGACGUGGGCCGAACGCAACAAGUGGGCGGGCGCGCUCAACUUGUUCAUUGUGGUCCUCGCCUUUGUCAUCAUCGUCUCGGGCACGUACAGCGGCAUCGUCGAGUUGAUCAAGGCGCAGGCCAAGAACGGCCCGUGGACGUGUAACGACAACUCAAACUCGGUGAAGAAGUAG
Vanrija pseudolonga is the source of this 1886-nucleotide messenger RNA. RefSeq names its product N amino acid transport system protein. Gene Ontology annotation, biological process: amino acid transmembrane transport. The record is from RefSeq and is a predicted model, not a curated record. The coding region runs from base 426 to 1886 and encodes 486 amino acids. The transcript has 6 exons. Gene Ontology annotation, molecular function: L-amino acid transmembrane transporter activity. NCBI's taxonomy places the organism in Eukaryota, Fungi, Basidiomycota, Tremellomycetes, Trichosporonales, Trichosporonaceae.